Messenger RNA from Schistocerca piceifrons (Central American locust), 3967 nucleotides. RefSeq names its product cGMP-dependent protein kinase, isozyme 2 forms cD4/T1/T3A/T3B (gene for). Gene Ontology annotation, molecular function: ATP binding; cGMP-dependent protein kinase activity. Bases 905 to 3130 code for a protein of 741 amino acids. Gene Ontology annotation, biological process: protein phosphorylation. The transcript is spliced from 14 exons. The record is from RefSeq and is a predicted model, not a curated record. NCBI's taxonomy places the organism in Eukaryota, Metazoa, Arthropoda, Insecta, Orthoptera, Acrididae.
CUACCAGCCGGCAGCCGAUGGCGACGGAGCUGUUGCCAGGGACGCGCGCUUCGGACGCAAGGAUGCCGCCGGUGCAGAGUCCCCUAAGCCUCACCAGGAGAGCGAAACUCCGCACAGGCCCGAAGUGCCGCCGCGGAGCUUGCGCAACGAGACUGCGAACGUCGCCGGCAGUCGACCCGGAGAAGUGCCGCCUAGAACGCUACAAACCGCUCCUACUAUUCCUGUCGCCGCCCCUAGGAUCUCCAAGUAUCGCCAGCAGGAGAAGGCGGUAGCGGCGGAACCGAACAGAGCGUCCGAGAAGGACGCCGCCGCACAGUCGAACGGGUCCGUCGAGGGUGCGCAGUCCCGGGUGUGGCACUCGAGCGGCGCCGCGGAGAGAGCGAACGGUAAAAUAGCCAACGGCGAAGGCGGCGUCGCAGGCAACCGGAGCCCGAGGUCGUACUUCGAGAACAGCGCGAUCGACAGGAGGAGAGAAGUGGUCGAGAUCUCGAGCGAUACAACGAAGUCGCAGAAACAAAAUGGACUAUUGCCUUUCGGCAGCAACGACUGGUUUAACGCGAAUGCGAAGAGCUCCCGCUUCCGUUACUACGACAGUGCGGGGGCGGACCCCCCGAAAGUUGGCAGGAACUCGCAGGAGGACGCACCUCCGAGGCCAGGACAGCCUCGUAGAGUACUGACCGAGGCGGAGGAAAGCGGAAGUGCCCGUAACAGUUCGACGCCGCCUCUCAAGUACCGCACAAAUGGCAAAGCAGUGCCCAGGAUCAGCAACGGUGGUACCAGCGCUGAAGAGAACGGUUCACCUGCCACCACCGAGGCCAACGGCGAAACUUCGAGAGCUCUGCCGAGGAGGUAUCGGUACGACAAACUCAAUGGCGCGGAGAACUCCAGCGAGGAGCUGACGCCGAUGCCGAAGGGCGCAGCUAGUAAAGACGACGCUAGUCCACCGUCGACGAGAAGCAGCCCUAGGUUUCGUUCGGAAUACGAUACUGCUACAGUGCGAGGGGUCGAUGCGGCGAGAAAGGACGCCCCGACGGAGAACGCAGACGUCCAGAGGAACGGCGACUCGUCCGCCGCAGCAGGCCAAGUGGCGAGGUACCGUGCGGAGACCGGGGACGGCGCUAAGCAAGCGGCGGUCGGCAACGCGGAGACGGGAGACAGGGGUGUGGCCGCGAGUCGAACACACCCGUCCAGGAGCAGCCCGCUGCUGCGCUACCAGGAGGCGCCCAGCGCCACCAGUCGGGGCCUCACCAGGCACAACAGCAGCGCGGCGGCCGCGCGCUACCAACGCCAGGGGGGCGGCGGCGGGGGCGUGGCGCGGCACCUCGACUACCGGCCCGUCUACACCCCCAACGGCCGGCCGCGCAGGGACUCCGACCCCGACCCCGUGUCCAGCCGCUGGCAGACCACCGGCCAGCAGCAGCAGCAGCAACAACAACAACAACAACAACAACAAGCUGGAGACGACGACUUCAGCAUCCCCCGGCCGCGCCUCAUCGUGCCGGUCCAUUCGUACCGCGCGCGCCGGACCGGCAAUACGUACACCUUGCCAGAGGGCCGCGUGGAGGUGUCGCGUGAGAACAAGUACCUCUCGACGCUCGCAGCGGGCAAAGUCUUCGGUGAGCUCGCCAUACUCUACAACUGCAAGAGGACCGCCACCAUCAAGGCUGCGACUGACUGUAAGCUAUGGGCUAUCGAGCGGCAAUGCUUCCAGACCAUCAUGAUGAGGACUGGCCUCAGCCGGCAGGCAGAGUACACCGACUUUCUCAAGAGUGUUCCCAUCUUCAAGAACUUACCUGAAGAAACACUCACAAAGAUAUCAGAUGUGCUGGAAGAGACAUAUUACAAUGAGGGUGACUACAUCAUCAGGCAAGGAGCACGUGGUGACACAUUCUUCAUCAUUAGCAAAGGACAGGUGAAAGUAACGAUGAAGCAGCCCAAUUCACUCGAGGAGAAGUAUGUCCGGACUUUGCACAAAGGUGAUUUCUUUGGAGAGAAGGCUUUACAAGGUGAUGAUCUGCGUACAGCAAAUAUUAUUGCCUCUGACCCUGAAGGUGUCACAUGUUUGGUGAUUGAUCGUGAGACAUUCAAUCAACUAAUAUCAAGUCUGGAUGAGAUUCGAACGCGCUACAAGGAUGAAGGUGUUGAACGCAGGAGGAUUGAUGAAGAGUUCAGGGACGUUAAGCUGUCAGAUCUACGUGUUUUGGCUACAUUGGGAGUUGGAGGUUUUGGCCGUGUUGAAUUAGUUCAGAUUGCAGGAGAUCCUUUACGUUCAUUUGCUUUGAAACAAAUGAAGAAAAGUCAGAUUGUGGAAACCAGGCAACAGCAGCAUAUAAUGUCAGAGAAGGAGAUUAUGGGAGAGGCCAACUGCAACUUUAUUGUCAAAUUGUAUAAGACAUUUAAAGAUAGGAAGUAUUUAUACAUGCUUAUGGAAUCUUGCCUAGGAGGAGAAUUAUGGACAAUUUUGAGGGACAAAGGGCAUUUUGAUGAUGGCACAACCAGAUUUUAUACUGCCUGUGUGGUUGAGGCUUUUGACUAUCUUCAUAGCCGUAAUAUUAUAUAUCGUGAUCUCAAGCCAGAGAAUUUGCUUCUUGAUAAUGCAGGGUAUGUCAAACUAGUGGAUUUUGGUUUUGCAAAAAAGCUGCAGCAUGGACGAAAAACUUGGACCUUCUGUGGCACACCAGAAUAUGUUGCACCCGAAGUAAUUCUGAAUCGUGGGCAUGAUAUAAGUGCUGACUACUGGUCUCUUGGAGUGCUUAUGUUUGAACUGCUGACAGGGACACCACCAUUUACUGGGGCUGAUCCAAUGAAGACAUACAACAUAAUUCUCAAGGGUAUUGAUGCCAUAGACUUUCCAAGGACUAUUACUCGCAAUGCCAUGGCACUUAUUAAGAAACUAUGUCGGGACAAUCCUGCUGAGAGACUUGGUUACCAAAAGGGUGGAAUUAGUGAGAUACAGAAGCACAAGUGGUUUGAUGGCUUUAAUUGGGAAGGUCUUCGCAAUCUUACAUUGACCCCACCCAUUGUGCCUGUUGUGCGCAAUGUAACGGACACCUCAAACUUUGAUGCCUACCCUCCAGACAGUGAUGGUCCUCCUCCUGAUGACCUUACUGGCUGGGAUGCUGACUUCUAAGGAAGUUUCAGAUUUACAGGGGAAAGUGCCAACAGCAGAAAGCCUGUCUGUCUCUCAUUGCAGGAAGGUUCAUUGCGUGUUUGCGACAAGAGCUGACAGAAUGCAGAUAAUGCGUAUGAAAUCAUGCUAUAGAUCCAUGUCUGCUUCAUCAUAUUUUCAAAGAAAUUAAAAUAACAAUUGUGAAAUUGUUUUCAAAGUCUCUCUUGGGCUGUGCUACCUCCUUUCAUCUUAUUCCAUUCACAGACUGAAUAUUUUUUGAUACUAAAUUGUAAAAAAUACCUUUAAGAGACCAGUACGCACACUAAAUGUAAUAUGCUUAUUACUUUGACACAUUGUUGCACAUUAAUCAUCUAUGUACUUGCCAAAUAUUGAGCAUAGUAGGAUGAAAAUCUUAAAAACACUCAAAUUUUUGAAAAUUCAAAGAAAAUAAACUAUAAUAAGUUAGAUCAUCACAAUAAUAAACAACAUGCUAGUUGGAAAUAUUAGGUACAAUAAUUGCAGUAUACAUUAUUAUGUUAUCCAUGUGUUUUUUGUAAUAAGAAUGUCAUUUAAAUAUGUGCGUCAGUAAUCUGUAUUACUAUCUCUCAUCCAGCAGAAUUUGAAAUGAUUUUCAACAAGUUAUAUUUUGUAAUAUAUAAUUUAUUACUUCCUCUUCAAGUAUACAUUUAUAAUACAAAACGUCUGAAUUACAGAAUACUACAAGGAUAACACAUAAAUAUUUAAACUAAUAAGAAUGAAAGGAAUAUUAUCUCGCACAGUGAAGAAGUGAGAUGAUAGACCAUGGCAUUUAUUACAUGAAAAAUAAUGUAAUUUGAAAACCUAUUUCCUUAAAUAUAA